This is a messenger RNA of Micropterus salmoides (largemouth bass), 2239 nucleotides long. RefSeq lists its product as uncharacterized. Bases 68 to 1300 code for a protein of 410 amino acids. The transcript is spliced from 3 exons. The record is from RefSeq and is a predicted model, not a curated record. NCBI's taxonomy places the organism in Eukaryota, Metazoa, Chordata, Actinopteri, Centrarchiformes, Centrarchidae.
UAAGCAGGCCUGUUGCACACACACGCAUACAUACCAACAGACACUAUUUAGACAGACAGAUAUAGCCAUGAUCCUGAUGGGUCGCAGUCUGUGUCUUCCUUCUCCAGCCACCGUCCAGGAGCUGUUCUCUGUGGCUCGAGACGCCAGCAUCAUCCCCGAUAUCUCCUUGGAUCCUGUCCUUACCACCUUCCUCUCACUGGACUCUUCAGCAGCACUGCAGCAUCAAUAUGCUUUCUUACAGCGGAGCAUGAGCAGGGAGCAGCAGACUGCAUUCAGCCUCAGCUUGACUAGAGAGCUGGGAGGCAGCAGCAGGGUCACAUAUGGAGGAGUAGGGGUUGUUGCUCUGGCUCUGUCCAUGCUUUUUGACCAGGUUGCCCAACAAGUACGGGCACAAGGAGAGGGGCGCCUAUCAACUGAAAGAUCCCAGGCUGUGAGGAUUUUUGGCAUCAGCAGUUCUUCAAGAAUUGGCUGGAUAAUCCACAGCUACCUCAGCUUGGUCCCUGGCAUUGCCAACAACCUGGAGAAGAUGUCUGAGACCACAGAGCUCUAUGACAACUGGCUGAGGUUUGAGCUGCUUGACCAUUAUGAGAGGAUGACCACUAAAAAGAGGAUGAGUACAGAGUCCAUGCAGCAGUGGUUAGCAGGAGCUGCAGUUCAUCUACACAUGAGAAUUCACCAGGUUCGUCUAAACUCUGUGCCAUUAGGAUCAGCGGAGUCUCUGCGUCUGUCUUAUAAGUCAGGGUUAGGUCGCCUGGUUCAGGUCUACACAGCCUAUCUACACAGAAACAUUCAGGAGACUCCAGGACCCCCAAAACACAGAACCAGACCAGCAAGUGGACCAAGACAAGCUAACACGUUUAGCAUAACCAAAAUGACCUGCUCUAGUAAAAAUAUCUCAGCUGAUAAAUAUAAUGACACUACCACAUCCAAUUCAACUGCUGAUAUUAAAAGAAGCUGUAAAACAGAUGGAUCCCGUGAAGACUUUGGACGUAAUGUGCCAGAUGUAAGCAAUGAAACCACUGUAGGUGCGGUAAACAGAAAGACACUUAACAACUCCACUGGAUAUGGUAGGGCUGAGGAAGUCAAUACUCUGGGUCUCUUAGUUAUUGAACUAUCGAGGAAUGUGAGUCACAGUGUGCGGCAUCACCCUUGUCAGUCUCCAGCCAUACAACAAGCUUUGGUGACUCGUAUCAUUAAGGCUCAGGACCUGGAGCGCAACAGAAACUUUUUCCUGUACCCUGAGAAAGUCUUCCACAGCCUGCUCAGGCAGAGGGAGGACUUUGAACUGAAGACCAAUUAAACAGACAUGAGUGAUUUGGAAUUAAAUCGAUCAUAUACAGGCAGACAAAUGAUCCUAACAUUGUGCUGUUAUCUUAAAGAGACUUCCAUCUAAUCAGUGACUUUAGUUAGUGAACCUCAUUCCCCUUUAACUGACCACAGAUAUGAAAAGGUUUGACGAUCAAUAUUCUAUAAUACUUUGACAUUUUGGGAAAUAAGCUAAUUUAAUUUCUUACAGAGAGUUAGAUGAGAUGACUGAUACCAAUUUUACUCAAUUUUUUACUCUGUCUAUUAAGAAGCCGGUUAGCUUAGCUUUGCAUGAAGACUGGCUCUUUCCAAAGACAACACAAUCCGCUUACCAACACUUAUUUAUAUCCAGUUAACAUGUUAUUGGCCUAACUUGUUUUUUAAUCCAUACAAAAUAGAAGGGGAAAAAAAAUAACAUGCUGCAGUUUUACAGGGGAUUAUGUGCCAAACUAUUUAAUGGCCUUCACAGCCGCAACAAGACUUGAGACUGUAAUAAGUGUUUAUAAGCAGAUUUUAUUACCUUCGGACAUUGGCAUGCUAGCAGUUUCUCCCUUUUUCCAGUCUUUAUGCUAAGCUAAGCUAACCAUCUCCUGGGUCCAGCUUCAUAUUUAGCAAACAGACAUGUAAGUAGUUUCAAUCUUCUCAUAUAUGCUUCACAACAAAACUAAUAAGAUUAUUUUCCAAAAAGGUUGAAAUAUAUCCAUGAGAAAUAUUUUUUCUGCUGUAGCAUACACACUUGGUUGUCAUUUUAUUAGGUACGCCGAGCUAGUGCUUAUGCAGUAUAAAACAAAAAAAACAUUUUGAAAAUCGUUUCAUUAUCAUUUCAGCAGGAUGAGAUGCAUAAAGUAUAUAUCAUGCUUAUAUUAUUUCUUUUACUAAAAACUGACUGCUGUAUAAUAUGUAUAUAAUAAUUAAACUAUUUCAACAUAAAACA